AUGAGCCCAUGCGGACGCCCCCCCCCCCGCUCUGCUGCUACCAUUGUGAGGUGAGGAUAGGUGGGCGGGUUUGGUCUGCGGUGAGGCCCUGGGAGCCGGCCUGGACACGACACCUUCACUGAACCCCCUCAGCGUUUCAGCUGCCAGGGGGGACGGCACAUGCAGAAUCAGGAAGACAAGUCCUUGAUCACUGGGGCUGGUUAAAUGUUGGAAUAGAAAAUUAAAACAACCAUAGUACAGAAGAUUACGUCGUCUCAAGACAUAGCAGACAGAUGAAUCUGUUCAGACAAGCUCAGUUUCAAUAAUUAGUUAUCACUCCAUGGAGCCCCACAGCAAUGACGACAUGAACUUGAAAGAGGAAACCACACAGGUGUGGUCUGAAUCAGCUGAGCAAGAACAGAAUACUGCUCAGGUCCACUUUGUCCCUGAAGGUGGAACUGUGGCUCAGAUUGUAUACAGCGAUGAUCAGGACCGUCCUUCGCAGCAGGUGGUCUACACAGCCGAUGGCACGUCUUACACCUCUGUGGACACUUCGGAGCAUACGCUGGUUUACAUCCAUCCCGUAGAAGGCACUCAGACUUUGUUUACAGACCCGUCCCAAGUGACUUAUGUCCAGCAGGAUGCAGCCACGCAGCAGGUGUCAAUACCAGUGCACAGCCAGGUUUUGCCUCCUAUGGAGGCCGUGGAUGAUCCUGGUCCUCUAGAACCUUUGCACAACCCAAUGGGUAGUAUGGAAGCAAAAGAGGAAAACGAUGAGGAUGAGGAUGAUGAGGAUGAUGAAGAGGAUGAAGAAGAGGAGGAGGAGGAGGAGGAGGGGGAAGAUACAGACAUGGAAGAAUGGGACCCAGAUCCACCCCGCCCCUUUGACCCCAAUGACCUGUGGUGUGAAGAGUGCAAUAAUGCACAUGCCUCGGUUUGCCCCAAACACGGACCCUUGCACCCAAUCCCAAACCGGCCAGUGCUGACAAGAGCAAGAGCCAGCCUCCCCUUAGUGCUUUACAUAGACCGAUUCCUGGGAGGCGUGUUCUCCAAACGACGAAUUCCCAAGCGCACCCAGUUUGGCCCUGUGGAAGGACCCCUGGUUAGGCAAUCAGAACUUAAAGACUGCUAUAUCCAUCUCAAAGUGUCCCUGGACAAAGGUGACAGGAAAGACCGGGACUUACAGGAGGAUCUCUGGUUUGAGCUAUCCAGUGAGGCUCUUUGUAAUUGGAUGAUGUUUGUACGCCCAGCCCAGAAUCACCUGGAGCAGAACCUAGUAGCCUACCAAUAUGGCCAUCAUAUUUAUUACACUACAAUUAAAAACGUUGAGCCCAAACAGGAACUAAAGGUGUGGUAUGCUGCCUCAUAUGCAGAAUUUGUCAAUCAGAAGAUCCAUGAUGUAUCAGAGGAAGAAAGGAAAGUUCUCCGAGAGCAAGAAAAAAACUGGCCGUGUUACGAGUGCAACCGACGGUUCAUGAGCUCGGAACAGCUCCAGCAACAUCUCAAUUCCCAUGAUGAGAAGCUGGACUUCUUCAGCAGAGCAAGAGGCAGAGGUCGCGGGCGAGGAAAGCGAAGGUUUGGACCAGGCAGGCGACCGGGCCGCCCUCCUAAAUUCAUGCGCUUGGAAGUAACCAGUGAAAAUGGAGGAAAAUGUGCAGAAGAGACGCAGGACUUGCUGCAUUUCUCCAACAAGGGGCAGUUUGAGGAGGCUGGGCAAACCACGCUGAAUGGACUGGACCAACAGGAACAGACGCCGGUGCCACCAGAGACGCCGUCCCCGUUGGAUCAGCAGCCUGAGAGCCACCCGUUGCAGCUCCAGCCGCACGAGCAGACUGUGGUGGCUACCCAGAGCAUGAUGACAGCAGAUGACAUGCGGCGAGCCAAGCGCAUCCGGAACGCAGCUCUUCAGCACUUAUUCAUCCGGAAGUCAUUCCGUCCCUUCAAAUGCCUGCAUUGUGGGAAAGCGUUUCGUGAUAAGGACAAGUUAGAUCAGCACUUACGGUUCCACGGGCGGGAAGGAAAUUGUCCUUUGACCUGUGACAUCUGCAACAAAGGCUUUAUUAAUAGCAGUGCCCUGGAGAGUCACAUGAAGUUUCACUUGGACCAGAAGACCUAUUCCUGCAUUUUCUGCCCCGAGUCCUUUGACCGCUUAGAUCUGCUGAAAGAUCAUGUGGCAAUCCAUGUUAACGAUGGUUGUUUCACUUGCCCUACCUGUAAAAAGCGCUUUCCAGAUUUUAUCCAGGUGAAGAAACACGUGCGCAGCUUCCAUUCAGAAAAGAUUUACCAGUGUACGGAAUGCGAUAAGGCUUUCUGCCGCCCUGACAAAUUGAGGCUCCACAUGCUGCGGCAUUCAGACCGCAAGGACUUCCUGUGCUCUACGUGCGGCAAGCAGUUCAAGAGGAAAGACAAACUCCGGGAGCACAUGCAAAGAAUGCACAAUCCAGAAAGAGAAGCAAAGAAAGCAGACCGAAUUAGUCGCUCCAAAACAUUCAAGCCUCGGAUUGCCUCUACUGAUUAUGAGAGCUUCAUGUUCAAGUGUCGGCUCUGCAUGAUGGGUUUCCGGAGACGAGGCAUGCUGGUGAAUCAUUUAUCAAAGAGACAUCCAGACAUGAAAAUAGAAGAGGUGCCAGAGUUAACCCUGCCCAUCAUCAAGCCUAACAGAGAUUAUUUCUGUCAGUACUGUGAUAAGGUUUACAAGAGUGCCAGCAAACGCAAAGCCCACAUUCUGAAAAAUCACCCAGGUGCUGAGCUUCCUCCGAGUAUCCGAAAGCUGCGCCCAGCAGGCCCAGGAGAGCCUGACCCUAUGCUCAGUACACACACCCAGCUGACUGGAACAAUAGCAACCCCUCCAGUGUGCUGUCCUCACUGCUCCAAGCAGUAUAGCAGUAAGACCAAGAUGGUGCAGCAUAUUCGCAAGAAGCACCCCGAGUUUAUUCAGAUCCCAACAAACACGAUACAUGUGCCAUUGACAACAGCUGUAAUUAGUGCCACCCCUGCAGUUUUAACUGCUGAUAGCACUUCUGGGGAGACAGUCAUGACAACAGAUUUACUGACUCAAGCAAUGACAGAACUCUCGCAGACGUUGUCAACUGACUACAGGACUCCACAGGGCGAGCUCCAGCGAAUCCAGUACAUCCCUGUGCCGCAAUCCAGCACUGGCUUGCAGCAGCCUCAACACAUACAGUUGCAGGUUGUGCAAGUGGCUCAGGCUACCUCACCUCACCAAUCCCAGCAUUCCACCGUGGACGUCGGACAGUUGCAUGACCCUCAGACAUAUGCCCAGCAUGCCAUCCAAGUGCAGCAUAUCCAGGUCACAGAACCAACCUCUGCAUCCCAGCCAUCCUCACAGGUAGGGAGUCAGCCUUUAAGUCCUUCCUCCCAACCAUCUCAGCAGGAACUCAGCCCUUCCCAGAUGCAGACAACCGCCUCAUCACAAAGCCAAUCACAGCAAGGCUCUUCAGUCCAGCAAACAUAUCUCCCCACGUGGAACACUAUCCGCGGCUAUCCUUCUGAGUUUCAGAUGAUAAACAUACCACAGGGUCAGUAUGUGAUUGCAGAGACAGCCGUAGGUACUCCUGUCACUACAGUGAACACAGGGCAAGUGAAAGCACUCACCCAGACACAUUAUGUAAUAGCUGAAGGUCAAACUGAACUGGAUGAGAAACCAAACCUAUCGCUUUCCAGUGGUGUUGAAGUGGAUUUGUCUCAGCCGCCAGCACAUUCUGACUCCUUGGAAUCACAGACAGCAAAUCAGCAGCCAACCACGCAAUAUAUCAUUACGACCACUGCCAACGGUGAUGGAAGUGGCGACGUGCACAUUGAAAAGCCAUGAAACCGCCUUUUGCGGCAGAGAAAUGAGGAAAUCCAACUGACUCGUUAGACCAUCAUCCUAAACAUCUGGAGGCACCAAGAGCAUCUUUCAAAAACUUCAUUUGUCUGUGUUGAAGUUCUACAUCUCAUGCUGAUGCUUUGCAGAAUUUCAGGUCUGAAUGGUACCUGAAGAAGACACUUGCAAGGUGUUUUAGGAUGCCACCAUCUUCUGGAGCCCUUGAAAAAAGGAAAGGGAAAAGGGAAAACGGAAACUAAGCUUCCUCUAGACUCUCUCCCACCCUCUCUGCAAAGGAGCCUUAUUUUAUCAUUUGUGGGCAGAUUUUUAGCAGUGAAGGAAAAGAUUUGCUAAACAUAUAACUGCUGGCAGAAUAUGUCCCAUGUGUGUUUCUGAUCCUUAUACUUAAAAAAAAAGUCUGCCUCAGUAGCUAACUACAUUUCUUUCGGCUUUAUUUUUAAGUAGCCAUGGAAGAAGAGAAUAUACCUGCUUUGGAAAGGAAGAAUAAAUAAAAUAAAAAGCAAAUUGCCUGCAACGAAGAAGCAAGUACAAACUAUUAUUUCCCACAGUGUGCGGGACAGAUGGGACAGUAAAACUGUGAAGCUGUGCAGAAGCAGUUAAAUUAUUAUUUUGGGGAAGCGGGGGAGAGGGGAAUGUUUUUUUAUUUGCACCUGUGAACUGUUUACAUGCUAUCUGCACUGCCCUGGUACUCAGUUCUGGAGAGUAUGAAGGAAGCAGUCUUGGGACCUUCGCAAAUCUCAGACCUAAUCAAAUCAGAGGAGCAUAUAAAGGUAACACUGAGUUUGAACCUUCACCUCUUUGACUGUGUUCCCUCUGCACAAGAGGGAUGAUUUAUUUUCCCUGGCAAACCAAUAAAAAGGCUCGGCAAUGUUUUGAAGGGUGUAA
This is a messenger RNA of Elgaria multicarinata webbii, 4711 nucleotides long. RefSeq names its product PR/SET domain 10 (gene PRDM10). Gene Ontology annotation, cellular component: nucleus. Bases 320 to 3811 code for a protein of 1163 amino acids. Lineage: Eukaryota; Metazoa; Chordata; Lepidosauria; Squamata; Anguidae. Gene Ontology annotation, biological process: positive regulation of transcription by RNA polymerase II. Gene Ontology annotation, molecular function: protein binding. The transcript has 23 exons. The record is from RefSeq and is a predicted model, not a curated record.